Manihot esculenta (cassava) is the source of this 1047-nucleotide messenger RNA. RefSeq names its product FCS-Like Zinc finger 5. The coding region runs from base 221 to 766 and encodes 181 amino acids. NCBI's taxonomy places the organism in Eukaryota, Viridiplantae, Streptophyta, Magnoliopsida, Malpighiales, Euphorbiaceae. The record is from RefSeq and is a predicted model, not a curated record. The transcript has 2 exons.
GAUGCAGAAGGAGGUGGAGAAAGAAAGGCAGGAAAGCAAAGCAAAGCAUUAAAGGAAAGGCGAGGGCAUGACGUGGACUUGUUAGGACUUAGGACCCGGUGCCCGCAAGCAACGGCCAAGAUUCUCUCUCACUCUCCUCCGUUUAUCUUCUCUCCUUGCCUUCCAUUUCCACUCGCUACCUCCAAAAUCCACUACUCUCUCUCUCUCUCAAUUUGUGAGGAUGUUGCUAGGGAAGCGUCCUCGAGCACCCAUCAGAAGAACCACAAGUAUGUCCGGCAUCACCGUUGAUAUUCCCGACAUGGGUGCCUCGGAGAUGGCGCCGUCGUCUGAAGAUAGCAGUACCCAAAACCACCACCAGAUGAUCGGAGAUCCUCAUCAUGCAGCUGUGGGAGCUGAAGAAGUGUGUCUAAAUUAUUAUAGUAAUAGUAAUGGCUUAUACGAUCAACGUUUCUUGGCAAGCAUGGUGUCUCCCAGGAUUAAUCAAAGGAGAAGCUCAGCUGGUGCUUUAUUGGAAACUGCUCAUUUCUUGAGAACUUGUGGCCUUUGCAACCGCCGCUUGGCUCAUGGGAAAGAUAUUUACAUGUAUAGAGGGGAUACGGCUUUUUGUAGUGUAGAGUGCAGAGAACAACAGAUGAAGAAUGAUGAGAUAAAAGAAAAGUGCAGUAGUCUGGCUAUGGCAUCAAAGAAAGAAGAUCGCCAUGCAUCAACAUCUUCAAGCUCCAAGGCUGCUGCUUCUAGGAAAAGUGAAACUAUGGCUGUUGCUUGACUUGAAGACUGUAGUCUUUUGGAGAGAGAAUUAAUGUCUACUACAGAAAGAAAGAGAGAGAGAUUUAUAUAUAUUUAUAAAUAGUGCCAUUAUUAGUCAACAUCAACUCCAUUGAUGCCCCCACGUUAUAUGAUGAGCUUUGAGGAAGACAAUAUAUUAUUACAUAAUAUAAUUAUUGUGUAAAAAAUAUGUAAAAAUUUAAAAAAAAAUUAUCCAUAGUGGGUGCACUUAUGUAUAUGGAUCGAUGUUAAUUAAUGAAAAUGGUCUCAUCUUUCUCUCAA